Messenger RNA from Ilex paraguariensis (yerba mate), 1693 nucleotides. NCBI's taxonomy places the organism in Eukaryota, Viridiplantae, Streptophyta, Magnoliopsida, Aquifoliales, Aquifoliaceae. The record is from the annotation of a GenBank genome assembly.
AUGAAUCUCAGGCAAACAAGUGGGAAAGAGGGGGGUUCGGAUCUGGUGGAGCGAGUUGUGAUAGUUGCUGUUAAAGCAUCUAAGGAAAUCUCAAAAACUGCCAUGGUUUGGGCUUUAACUCAUGUUGUUCAAACCGGGGACUGUGUUAAGCUGUUGGUGGUCAUUCCUGCCCACAGCUCAAGUAAAAGACUGAGGGGAAUUCCAAGAUUCUCUACUGAUUGCACUGCUGGUCGCUGGAGAUCUUUCUCAGGAAUGAUUUUGGAUGAGAAAGAAGAUAUUACCGAUUCGUGCGCCCAAAUGAUGCUUCACCUCCAUGACGUUUAUGAUCCGGAUAAGAUAAAGAUCAAAAUAAAAGUCGUUUCUGGCUCACAAUGUGGAGUAGUGGCUGCUGAAGGCAAGAGAGCUCAGACACACUGGGUUGUAUUGGAUAAAAAAAUGAAAAAAGAGGCCAAAGUUUGCAUGGAACAGCUGGAAUGCAAUGUUGUGGUAAUGAAGAAGUCUUGUCCAAAGGUGCUUCGUUUGAAUUUGGUUGGAUCAUGUAAGAUGGAAGCGGAGGUGCUGUCUGUGUCAGAAGCAUCUGUAAAACAUCUGGAAAACAACUGCGAUCUGUGGAAUGCUACUCAGGUUCCAAAUGUGACUCCAGCAAGCAGUCCAGAGCACGCAUCAUUCACCGCAACUGAUAUUGGAACAUCCUCAAUGUCAAGCUUAGACCUUGGGGCCUCUCCAGUUUUCAUUUCUGGAAACAUUUGGGAUCUAAAGAAAGAGGGCUUCUUCUAUACCAGAGGUAUCCAUAACCUUGAUAUCUCUGAAUCUGACACAGACAGUGAAAAGUUGAGUUCUCCUUCAACAACUUCGUCUUCUCGGCAAUGGAUAACAAAUAUUCUCAGUUCUGCUGGUGACUUUUCAAAAUAUUCAAUGGAAGGUUCAAAAACCUCCAAUGGUCAAGCUCUAAACUCCACGUCUGAAGCCUUGUGGGGAAAAUCCUUGGGCCUUGAUCCAAAACCAGGAAAUCAAGUGCUAGAUGACAGGGCUAAUUUCAAGUUGAGUAAGAAUGUCAGAGAAAUGAUGUCAUUAACAAAAAAUGCACCUCCUGACCCUCCUUCACUGUGUUCAACAUGUCAGCACAAGGCACCUGUAUUUGGAAAACCUCCUCGGUGGUUCACCUAUGUUGAGCUUGAACAUGCUACGGGUGGAUUCUCUCAAGCUAAUUUUUUGGCCGAAGGUGGAUAUGGUUCUGUAUACCGAGGGGUCUUACCAGAUGGCCAGGUCAUUGCAGUCAAGCAAUAUAAAUUGGCGAGUUCUCAGGGAGAUCUUGAAUUUUGUUCAGAAGUGGAGGUCCUAAGCUGUGCACAACAUCGUAAUGUUGUGAUGUUGAUUGGAUUCUGUGUGGACGACAGGAGAAGGUUGUUAGUUUAUGAGUAUAUUUGCAACGGGUCUUUGGAUUCUCACCUUUAUGGUAUGCUCCUUUCUAGUUCUACCCCUAUCUGCUUUAUUUAGGGAGUACUUCCAUAAUUACUUGAGGUUGGAUACCGAAAGUCAUAGAGGUCAUGGCUAUUUUGUUCUCUUGGCUUUCUGGUUAUUUUGGGGCUGUCAUUUUGAUCAUCACGGCAUCGCCCGACAAGUUUGGUCCACUCAUCUGGGAUUGUGUUGGCAAAUGGGAUCAGGCUAUUCCACUAUGAGACCGUGCCUAACA